Aedes albopictus (Asian tiger mosquito) is the source of this 2199-nucleotide messenger RNA. RefSeq lists its product as uncharacterized. The transcript has a single exon. The record is from RefSeq and is a predicted model, not a curated record. Lineage: Eukaryota; Metazoa; Arthropoda; Insecta; Diptera; Culicidae. Bases 1 to 2199 code for a protein of 732 amino acids.
AUGGCUCCGAAGGACGACAAAAUCCUUACGGACAAAUUGGUCCAGCGGCAGUCGUUAACCGCCAUUCGAGACGCUGUUGAGAAGUUCGUCAGAGACUUCGAAGCAGUGCGGGACAGGUGUCAAGUGCAAGUGAGAAUCGAAACCCUAGACCGAGUGAAUGUUGCCUUUUCGGAUGUGCAAGAUACCAUCGAGCGGCUGGAUCCGGAGAAUCUGGAGGCACAUCUGACGGAAAGAGUGGAUUUCGAGCAUCGAUAUUGCGCAGCGAAGGGGUAUUUGCUGUCUAAACGCCCCACCGAUGCUGCCCCAGCACAGCUGAACUCGUCCUUCGUCGCACAACCAGCCCCCUUCCACCUCCGCUUACCGCAGAUCGACCUGCCACGUUUCAAUGGCGAUUUUUCACGUUGGUUGUCGUUUCGGGACACAUUCUCGUCCAUGGUCCACUCCAAUGCGGACAUACCAACAGUCGCCAAACUGCAAUAUCUGUUGCAGUCACUCGAAGGGGAAGCGAAGAAACCCUUCGAAUCCGUCGAAAUCGAAGCUGACAAUUACGCUUGCACUUGGGACGCUCUGCUCAAGAGAUACGACAACCGUCGGUUUCUCAAGCGUCAACUGUUCCGGGCACUCUACGAUUUGCCAACGGUGAAGCAGGAAUCUGCUAAACGCCUCCACAGCCUGGUCGACGAUUUCCAGUGCCAUGUACGGGCCCUGGCCAAACUAAACGAACCCGUGGAGCAUUGGGAUACGCCGUUGGUGAAUAUUCUGUCGUACAAGCUGGACCAAACCACUUUGCGAGCCUGGGAGGAGAAGACAAGUACGCAGGAUGAUGUCAAAUACGACGAGCUGGUGGAGUUCCUCUACCAACGUGUGCGAGUGCUGAAUUCCGUCGGCUACGAGCAUCAUCAGCAGCCGGCACCGCCGUCAAAGGUGGCCGGGACCACCCCGAAGUCCGCCAAAAUCAAGUUCGCAGCCAGCGCCGCUGCAUCCUCCAAUACAACGCCAACAUGUCCCCUGUCUUGCCCCGACAAUCACGUUCUACGCAACUGUCCCAUCUUCCUUGGGAAGGAUGUACGCCUUCGCCGAGAGCUCGUAACGCAGAAGCGGUUGUGCUGGAAUUGUUUGGGCAGCGGGCAUCAAUCAAAGAAGUGUUCGUCGAAGUUCACUUGUCGCACGUGUCGUGAGAAACAUCACUCGUUACUGCACGAUCCUGCUCUAUCGAAGUCGCCGGGUUCCUCCGUGUCAUCAUCAACCUCUACUCAGCAACCGUCUCCAUCCACAAGUGUGGAAUCCCAGAGCUCCGCUCCUCCCCAAGUCAGCAUGGCAGCCCAAACUGCAUGCAACACGGUUUUGUUGGAAACGGUCGUCCUCAACGUGAUCGAUGACCACGGCAAUGAGCAUCAGGCGAGGGCCUUGUUGGACUCGGCCUCCAUGUCCAACUUCAUUUCGAAGCCAUUAGCGAAGCUACUCUUCAACCCCCGGUCGAAGGUGGACAUAUCCAUAGCAGGUAUCGGUCUCUCCACGCAGAACGUGAAAAGUGCAAUAACCGCCACAAUCCAAUCGAGAACACAGGAGUUUUCGACGAAGUUGGAGUUUCUCAUCCUCAAGAAUCCUUCGGCACAGCUGCCGACCAUUCCGAUCAACAUUUCGUCGUGGAAUAUCCCGAAGGUUGCCCUAGCGGACCCCCAAUUCCACGUCCCAGGAAGGAUAGAUCUUGUCAUCGGAAGUGAAGCCUUCUGGGAGCUCCAUAGUGGUCGGAAGAUUCCGUUAGGAGACGGACUUCCAUGGCUGACUGAAACGCCAUUCGGAUGGGCCGUCGCUGGGACCGCAUCAAGCCAAUACAACUGUAUCCCUCGGAUCUGUAACCUUUCUACGAUAUUCGCUAACGACACGCUUUUGGUCGGUCCAGUUGUACAGGAAGACCUGUAUUCAAUUAUUCUGCGUUUCCGCAUUCGCCGCAUUGCUCUCGUUGCCGACGUAGAGAAAAUGUAUCGGCAGAUGCUACACUUCCCCGAGGAUCGCAGAUUUCUACGAAUCCGUUUCCGUGAGAACCCCAGCGAUCCAAUAUCCACCUACGAAUUGCAGACAGUGACCUACGGUACUGCCUCUGCCCCGUAUCUCGCCACGAGAACUCUGCAGCAGAUAGCUCACGAUAAUGGACAUCUGUUUCCAGCUGCUGUAGACCCAGUGAUUCACGACUGCUAG